AUGUACAAAGCAAUAUUUCUCUUCUGUGCAUCAGCACUUGUCCAGACCAUCACAGCCCAAUGCAUCGGCUACGCACCAUGCAGCGCUCCAAUAGCCGCACCAUGCGAGCCAUGGAACGUCCCAUUCUGCAACAGCUUCGGACCAGCGUCCCUCGCUGCUUCCAACGGAGCCGGCUUAGCCAUCACUAGCAGAUCACCCAUCGCCCCAACUGGUGUGUCCAUGACUUCGGAGAACGCGUAUGAAGGAGGCUUGGCGGUGACUGGUGCUAUACCAUUCCUGGGUGCUGUGGCUUUGGAGGGUGCUUUGCCAACUUGUGGUGGAGGUGCAGUCACUUACGCCUGUGGUAAUGGCAAUGUUGCUAUGGUCAGUGAAGAUAUUGCUUCAGCACCUUACUAUCCAGCAUAUGGGUACCCUGGAUACCCUGCCUGCGGUUGUGGUAAUGCUUGGUACUGA
Messenger RNA from Bicyclus anynana (squinting bush brown), 453 nucleotides. Its product is annotated as chorion class CB protein M5H4-like. Gene Ontology annotation, molecular function: structural constituent of egg chorion. The record is from RefSeq and is a predicted model, not a curated record. Gene Ontology annotation, biological process: chorion-containing eggshell formation; multicellular organism development. Bases 1 to 453 code for a protein of 150 amino acids. NCBI's taxonomy places the organism in Eukaryota, Metazoa, Arthropoda, Insecta, Lepidoptera, Nymphalidae. The transcript has 2 exons. Gene Ontology annotation, cellular component: egg chorion.